Malaya genurostris is the source of this 2247-nucleotide messenger RNA. RefSeq names its product mucin-2-like. The transcript is spliced from 2 exons. Gene Ontology annotation, molecular function: chitin binding. Gene Ontology annotation, cellular component: extracellular region. The coding region runs from base 72 to 2201 and encodes 709 amino acids. NCBI's taxonomy places the organism in Eukaryota, Metazoa, Arthropoda, Insecta, Diptera, Culicidae. The record is from RefSeq and is a predicted model, not a curated record.
UUGAAAACAGUUUUAACGGAAUGAAUGUAGAUUGAUAGUGUCAAAAACUUUACUGGAUUGCACGAAGAGACAUGAUAAUACAGUCGGCGUUGGGUGCCGCCACCCUUUUGUUGAGCUUUUAUGGUGUGGUAGAGUCUGCAGACAUCUGUGACAAUAAGUCCAUUAGGAAGCACUGGUCCGACUGUCGAAAAUUUGUCGAAUGUGGAAUAAACACUACCGUAGUUUUUCAAUGUCCAGAGCGUAGCUAUUUCAAUCCAUACACAUUGGUUUGUGAUUUCGCGAUGUAUCAUGACUGUUUGGUAGACCCAGAUAUGGACAUAAACAUAUUUGAUCCUCGAAGUAUUAUGGAAGCUACAACUGGUGUAUUAACUACAAGCACGAUCUGUAACAAUGAACCACUAGGAACUAAAAUCAGGCACCCAGAUGACUGUAGUAGGUUCUAUCACUGUGCUCCUUCUGGUGCCUUUCUGUUCGAUUGUCCCGCUCCUUUACAUUUUUGUACGAUAUCAAAUGUGUGUAACUGGCCGGAAUUCGUUGACUGCUAUGUUGGAUCUUCUACUACCGCGAACCCGUCUACUACCACGGAUUUCACGGUCUCUCCUCCUCCGGGGGAUGAAAACAACUGCUCAGCUAAUUGUAUUCCUGACAAUCGUUGCCCUUUGGAUUGUGAAUUCGAUUCAAUAAUCAAACUACCUCACCCAAGCCGAUGUGAUGUAUAUCUGCAAUGCAACGGUGGAUGCGCCUGUGUAAAGAAUUGUUCGGAAGGUUUUUAUUGGAGUACCGUCUUGGGCAGGUGCGUUGAAAGGUAUAGAUCGGAUUGUGAAGAAAUUGAACGCCCGGAAUGUCCGAUAUGUACACCAGAUGAGAGGUGUCCCUUGGAUGACGAUCCGGAUAACAUAGUCAAACUUCCACAUCCAGAUAGAUGUGAUGCAUACUUGUUGUGUCACGAAGGACACGCUUGUGAGAUCGAAUGUGAAGAGGGACUUGAAUUCAAUCCAGAAGAGGAAAUAUGCGAUGAUCUAGGGGAAUGUGUGAUAACAACAACACUAACUACAGGAACAGAUGACGAAGGCAACGCAACCACGACGCCUGUUCCGACAACCACGACGCCUGUUCCGACAACCACGACGCCUGUUCCAACAACCACGACACCUGUUCCGACAACCACGACACCUGUUCCGACAACCACGACGCCCGUUCCGACAACAACGACGCCCGUUCCGACGACAACGACGCCUGUUCCGACAACCACGACGCCUGUUCCGACAACCACGACGCCCGUUCCGACAACAACGACGCCCGUUCCGACAACAACGACACCUGUUCCGACAACCACGACGCCCGUUCCGACAACAACGACGCCCGUUCUGACAACAACGACGCCUGUUCCGACAACCACGACGCCUGUUCCGACAACCACGACACCUGUUCCGACAACAACGACGCCCGUUCUGACAACAACGACGCCUGUUCCGACAACUACGCCUGUACCAUGUCCAACGUGUCCACCUGGGGUAUGUAAACCAGAUGAUCGAUGCCCGAUUACUUGCAACGAGUGUGAACCAGUUAUGUUGCCACAUCCUGAAGAUUGCGGUAUGUUCCUGAAAUGCACCCACGGAUACGCGUGUGAAAUGUAUUGUGUCCCAGGACUGCACUGGAGCAUCAUUGCAAAUCGGUGCGAAUGGCCUGAAUUGGCCGGUUGUGAUACUAGUUUAACUACAGAACUGCCCUCCACAGCCGAUCCAAACUGUCCAGAAGACUAUAGGUGCCCGUUGGUAAAUGAUCCUUCGAAUCCAAUUUUAUUACCGCAUCCAGAUGAUUGCACUAAAUUCGUUAAAUGUAAUUACGGACGCGGAUGCAUAAUGGAUUGCCCGGAAGGACUACACUGGAGUGAAAAACACAACCGAUGCGAGUGGCCGAAUCAAGCUGGUUGCGAUCCGGAUAUUCCUAUAGAAGAUUGUCCGAUAUGUCCGUGUUCACCGUGCCGCAUGCGGCAAGACCGACAUCCCUGCAGCCAUAAUGCUCUUUGUGCAAGGAGUUUCAACUCUAGUUUAAGUCUACCGUAUCCAAAAGAAUGUGGACGUUUCUAUGAAUGUUUAAAUGGACUGGCUUGUCUUCUUGAUUGCCCACGAGGUACUCACUUCAGCUCUGAACUGCAGCGAUGUGAAGAGCCUAAAUAUGCUAAUUGUAUGAUCCAAUAAAUGUUUUUUUAUAUGCGAGCAUUGAGAAAUUAAAAUUUACCAUAAA